CGGAGCCAUGAUGAAGAUGGGUCUUCUUUUGAUCUUCAAGAUUUAAGCUUGAUCUUGGACAAGACAGCAAUAUGAGAUGGGAUGGGGAAGCACGACAGCACGGUAGCAAAGCAGCAAACUGAUGAGGUAGCAAGUUCUAAUUGAACUAGUCUUCAAACUUUGCCUUUGGCUUUUGACAGCAAGGUAGCCACACACAAGAGAAGAGGAAGUAAUUAAGUUGCAAUUUCUCUAUCAAGCUAAGGUGGGGAAGCUGCCAGCAAACUGAUCUUCAAGUCUUCACGUGGGUCUUUGAAGAAGAAGCAAGUUGCAAUCAUGCUAAGAUGGGAAGCUGACAGCAAGGCAACCACAACAAUUGUAAUUAAACAAUUAUGGGCUUGGGCUGCAACCUUGGGCUUCUUUAAUGAGUAGAGUUUUGUGAAGAAGGAAUGCCAACAUUUAUACUAACACAGUCCAUUCUGACUUCGAGCUCCACAGCCUGUAAUUGCUUCUUCUUUUUGUGUUUAUGGCCACCACUACCCAUUAGAUCAGACAAGUACUCCAAAGUUCCUCCAACUCCCAUUUUCAGCUUUUAAGGUUGACUCAAAGAAAAAUGAGUCUGAAAGUUCGAUAAAUAUUUUUGGUGCUUGAGAGUUUAUAUAUAGAGAAGGAUAGAAGUUGAUUGGCUGUCUCUGAAGAAAGUGCAAGGAACUUCCUGGUGAACAAAAGAUGGUAUUCUUGCCUUCUAACACAGAGAGAGAAAGGCUUCUAAGGCUGCUCUUUGAGGUGAGGAAGACGCAGAUUCAAUUCUGGAAAGCCUCCUCUUAUAUAGUGCGAGCUCUUGAAAAUUCAACUCGAGAACAGGAUUCUGCACCAGAGCAGAGUUCUCCUCCAGAACAGUGCUUUCCUCCACAACAGCAACAAAUCAAUUCUGAUCCCUUUUCUUCAGAUUAUGAGGGGAGCUUUCUGGAUGGAUUUUCAGAUCUUGAUAGCUCUGAUAAUGAGGAAAUUAGCAUUCCUACAUCUGAGGAGGAGAAAAAACCUAUUUAACUUUAGAUUGAUACAGUAGCCUAUCAUCUCUCUGUGUCGAAAGAUCGGUUAGCCCUCCAUCCGCUUGGCAUUCGAACGAAGAAUGUUGUGUCUGUUGAGAUUUCAGCGGUGAGCAGAACUGUUGUGAGGACUUGGUGGGAGCAAACCAACCAAAAAGGAAACUUGUAUCACCACGCUGAUGUGCAAGAGUUGAAUGCCGACCGGUUGGAGCAUUACAUCAAUACCUUUGGCGGGUUUGAUCUCGUGGUUGGUGGGAGCCCGUGCAACAAUCUUGCCGGUAGCAACAGAUAUCAUAGGGAUGGGCUUGAGGGAAAAGAAUCUUCUCUAUUUUAUGAUUAUUUCCGUAUAUUAGACUUAGUGAAGGGUCUUAUGGCAAGAUAUAGCUGACCAAUGUAUCAUUUGAGAUCCAGAUACUUGAUACUCUAGUUUGCUUCUGCUCCUAAUUUUAGAUGAAUGAACAUUCGAUGCCUUUGAUAUUUAA
Molecule: messenger RNA, 1507 nt
Organism: Rosa rugosa (rugosa rose)
Lineage: Eukaryota; Viridiplantae; Streptophyta; Magnoliopsida; Rosales; Rosaceae
Product: DNA (cytosine-5)-methyltransferase DRM1A-like
Exons: 5
Coding region: 706-1026 (106 amino acids)
Cellular component (GO): nucleus
Molecular function (GO): DNA (cytosine-5-)-methyltransferase activity
Source: RefSeq, a predicted model, not a curated record